Austrofundulus limnaeus is the source of this 5848-nucleotide messenger RNA. RefSeq names its product coiled-coil domain containing 92Ba (gene ccdc92ba). NCBI's taxonomy places the organism in Eukaryota, Metazoa, Chordata, Actinopteri, Cyprinodontiformes, Rivulidae. The record is from RefSeq and is a predicted model, not a curated record. Bases 580 to 1455 code for a protein of 291 amino acids. The transcript has 4 exons.
AGGCUCUUAUUGAUCCAGCUGUGGGGAGAGGCCGCUCCCUCCAAUCAGACUUCGCUUUCAUCCCAUCGCACCAUAGUGUUCUCGCGCGCUUUUUUUUUAUCAAGGCGCAUCCUUGUUUUCAUCGCUUCCCAGCGCCAUCAUCCACCCACCCGCCUAUCUUUCCAUCCAGCAGCAUCAGCAGCUCGGGCAGAUGAGGAGGAGGAGGAGGAGGAAGGUAUAGCGCCCACUGCUGAAAAAUGAACUGCGCACUUUUAUUUCCUCGCAGGCUUUCCGAUCGACCGCCUCUGAUCGACCAUCUUCCAUCUGAUGGUGGACGCUGCUGCGGGGAGGAGCGGGUUUCUGUGCGCCGUCCUCCCCCUGCCUCUCCAGCCUCCUCCAUCCUUUAAUUAAAACGGCGUCACAUGCAGCCGAGGAGCGCCUCAACGCUGCGGAGGGAAUAAUGUGUUGUGAUGAGGGUUUGGAUCAGUUCUGGAGGGCAGCAUGCCUCGGCUGGAGGACGUUUGUUUUUUUUUUUUUUUUUUUUUUACAACAUUUAUCCUAAAUCUGUCUCGUUAACAUCAGUUUAAAGAGUCUGCAGCCAUGGGUGAGCAGAGGAGCCUGUCUCAGCAGGUCCAGAGUGUGGAGAGGAGCGUGGUGUUCCUCAGACAGGAGCACCUCUCAAUGCUCCACGGCCUCCACAUGGAAAUCCUGUCCCUGCAGAAACGCUGCUCAGAACUGACGAACGAGGUGAAGGUAAAACCUCCAGGCAGGACUCAGAUCGAGUUACAGGAGGAAGAGGAGAUCCUGGAGGCUCGCUGUCGUGAGUUGGAAAGCCGUCUGUCAGARCAGGAGAGCACUUUAGGAGAGCUGCGUAAGGAGCUGGGCCACAAAGGGGCCCUGGUGGGGGCCCUCAGAGGCAACCUCAAGGAGAAGGAGCGACAUUUCCUGGAGGAGCUGAAACGCCGYAGCCACUGCUCCACCGUCCUGAACACGGAGCUGCAGAAACAAACCGAGGCAGCGGCGUACCUCUCCUUCCAGCUGCAUGCCGCCAGGCAGAAGCUGCACCAGCAGCGUCUGCAGCAGAGGCAGGGGCUCUUCAGGGCCAAUAGCCAGGGGGUCCAGUGCUGCGUCGAGCAGAACCCCCCGCCGUCGGGAGCCUCCCCUUCCUCUCCCGUGGUCAAACCCAAGCGUAAAGGCACCAGGKCCUCCUCGAGGGCGGAGCGUGCCCGAGAGUGUGUGCCCAUCGAGAAGGUGACGGGCCCCGCGGAGCCCACGGCCAUGCCAGACCCCGCGCUCUUCCUCCAUCCUCGCAGGCUCCGAGCCCGAUCCAGGCCCACUGGGGCUCAGAGACAGCCUCCUCUGGGUCCAGACAGGGAGGAAGAGGAGGCAGGAGGGGGGCCGGUGGAGGCUGAAGCAGCCAGACUGUCUUCAGCUUCUGCAGCAGCACCCCCUGCUGCUCAGACGAACGCAGAUUAGUGACGACCGUGGCUGUGGUGUCAGACUGUUAACGCUGCUGUUCUGCUCCUGGACUGAUUUUAGCUUCACCGUAGAUACUAUUUUAUUAUGUACUUUGAUAUAACCUCCAAUAAUAUAAAGCAAACAUCAGUACGUUGGUACAUCACUUUGAUGAUUAAGAAGAUAGUUCAGAACUUUUGACAAAAGGAUUCUGCAGAAUUAUGAACAAAAAUAUCUUACCUGGUUCAGAUACUCUAGCUUGGCCACCAGUUUUUAAAUAAAUAACAAUAAAAGUUAGUGCUCUUAUUAUUUUACACCGUUCUUUGACCAUGACUGAUAGCGAAGAUUUUAUAGAGUGCAUAAAUACAUGGUGGUGAGAACUAUUUAUUGAAAUAUGUGAUACUUCUUAAAAUUGUCUCAAAGAUUGCAGAGACUGAACUGGAUUGCUAUUUUCCUGGGAGGCUUAGCAAGGAGGUCUUUUGCACAAAAUAUGUGGUUUUCAGACGGUCCGCUUCAAUUUUCACAUAUGUACUUAACCGGUGUGAGGACGCCAUAAAAAUGUUUCACCCUUUAGAAAAGGACUAAAAAGACCAUUCCGGACCACCAGCAUCCAUGUUUACAGUAUCGCCAAUAAACAACAUGAAUAGUUUAAAUCACCACCUAUUUAUCUACUUUGUACAGGUUGUCAAAUAAUGUCAAAUAAUUUAAUUUAAAAACUACAGAGAAUUUCACAAUUCAUGUAUUUUGAUCAAAAUGAUGAGCUGGGAGCAGAGGCAAAAAUAGAUGGCUGCUGUUUUGAAAGAACUCCAGUUACAAAUAUGUCAGAGCAUUUUAAGAUAAACACUUGGAAAAAAAAUAACAACUUUACAUCAAUCAAUAUCAGUCAAUAAAUAACCUUUAUUUAACCAGAUAGAAAACCCACUGAGAUCAGGAACUCUUUUACAAGGGUGACCUGGUCAAGACGUCCGCACGACACAUCACAGAGUGUAUCAGAGUUUAAAAGUUUACAUUGGCAUUUAUUUUACAUUACAUGAAAUUUUGUCAACGUUUUCAAGCACAAAUAGUGGCAACAAUGCUCUCUGGUCUUCACUUAGACUAGCCUUUAGCUCAUCAUUCUGGAGCAGGUGUCAUUCAGAGMGCUAUCUACAACAGGUAAGAUAUUAACUGUUCAUAACCUUGUCAAAGAGCCCAAAGUCAAAAGAGCUAAACUACCCUUUCAGAAGAUUUGUUUACACUGCUGUUAUAUGCUCCAUUUGCAGCAGAGCCUUUAGUCCCUUUAUGAUUUAGUUUGACCGUGAACGCAGACAUUUAAACUGGCCUUUGAGCCCUUGUGUGCGACCCAACCAACUGUGAUCCUUCAAGACCGAGCAUAAAUCAGCCCAUCUGUCCCCACGUCCUCCAACUGAGUCACAGCUGAAAAUACCAGAGGAAGGGAAGGUUAUUGAUCAGAAAAAGUAGCUUACAGUUAUUUUUAGGCUUUUUUUAAACAUUUGCACAGUGAAAAAGGCAACAUUUCAGCCAUAGAAAAACUUUGCAACMUUUUUAAGCAUUAUUUAUCAGAUAAAUCUUCACGCUCGGAUGUUUCAGCUUCAUUUCCAAACAAUCUGGGAUGUUAAAUGUAAAUACUGACAAAAUGCAAUAAUUCAUACAUUGUUUAAACACAAACAUUARGAGACAAACUGUUUUAAAGUAAUUCUCACUUUGAAUUUGAUGUCAUCAACACAUGCACUGUAACUUUAUAGACAAAAACUAAUUAUGUUUCUUACGUAGAGAUUAUCGCUUUUUUUGUUGUACUUUGAGCUAUAGGUUAAUGUGAAUUUUGACUCACCCUGUAUUUCUGCUAGAGAAAAUGCAGCUGUUAGGAUUUGUUGCUUUUUAUCCUAUUUUUUUUGCAGAGAGCUUUGAUUUACAGAAAACAAAUAUUUGUUUUCUCGAUUAAGACUUAUAUGCAUUUUCCAAUCCUUUUUGAUUAAAAAAAUAGAGUUUAAAUAAUUUCAGCAUCAUUAAAUUCCCCUUGUUCAUUUCACAAAGGGACUGUGAAAUGAUGGAUGAUAAAUAAUCUGCAGUAUAAAUGACACAACAUCACAAUUUUACCACCUUUUGUUGUAUUAAAAUAAUUUUAAUCUACAUGUCAGGUUAGAAUUGCAGAAGUUUGUCUCAUUGAUUUUGUCAAACAGCAAUCUGUUAGAAAAAACUUUUUCCAAAGGGACAUAAAUGCCUUAAUACAGGUCACUUAUAUAUGCAGACAAAAAAAAAAAAAAAAAACAUUUACAGGAGAUCUUGCUCAUGAUGAAAAAAGUUCCUUUCACAAGAGCUUAGGUUGUCAAAUCUUGCUUCAGAAAUUAACAGUAGCUCUAAAUUUACACCACAGUGCCUGUUUUAGGUGAAAUAACAUUCUUCCUUUGUUGUUUUAGCUUUAAAGGACAAGGCCGCACUCAGAUGAUAAUCAGCUCUGACUCGUUGGACCCAGUGUUUUUUCUCAGGUGUGGUUUUUGUAUCGAACACACAUACACACGCARUGACAAUUUCUCAUUGUGUGUGGGUUUCUUUUUACCUCAGGAGAAYAAGUAGGGGGGGUUAUCAGGAGCUUGUUAAGGUUUUACAGUUUCCUGUAGCUGUGUGUACACUGUAUGUACUCUUUUCUGUCAUUUGUUACCAACAUCCUGCAGCAGGUGCCCCCUAGUGUUACUAAAGAUCUAGUUCCGUCUGUUUAAUGUUGGACAGACGUCUGAUGCUAUAGCUUGCAUAUAUCACCUAAAGUAUUCCUCUGUGAUUGCUGCCUUAUUAUAGACGACCUUCAUUAAAGAAGAUAGACUGUGUGGAGGUAAUGCAUUUCUUUGUCAAGUCAUUUUAUAAAAAGGACUCAUUGUGUGGGGUGUGUUAGGACCAACUUCAAAUGUGAGGAUUUGCUCUUUUUCUGCAAUCAGCCAAUCAGAUGUUUCGUUCUGUCUUUCACAAUAAUACAGCAAUAUAUUUGUUUCCAGCCAUGGGAGAAAAGAAAAGUCUUUCAAUCCUGGGGUUUGACUCUUGGCCCACUCAUCUUUAAGAAGGUUGCUUCAGUUUAUUGAGCUUUGCAGAUAUUUGUUUCUGCAAAGCUCUCUGUUGAGGUUAACUGAACCGUUGUUGUUGUUGCACAUUUACUGAUUUAUUUGGGCUUGCUGUCCUGUUUGAUGAGUGAAUGUGGUUCGAGCUUCAGCUGUCAAACCGAUGGCGUUAUUUGACUCUGAAAUCCUUUGGUCUUCAGGGGAGUUUAUGGUCGACACUAUGACCACAAGGUGUCCAAAUCAUCACCCCUCCACCGCCGUGCUUGAUAUUAUGAGGUGUGGCACGGUGCUGGGCGCUUCUCUUACAAAAUUUAUGUUGAAUAACAAAUGACAUGGUGGAAUCUGCUGUGUGUUUUAUUCUCAUCAGGUUAGUUGUAAAUCAUUUUAGCACUCGGUAAAGACUCGAUCGUUUUUCAUAUCUCCUGAUGCGUAACACCCCAGAACUGAAAGGGAGUUGACUUUCUCUUUUUUUACCAUAACGGUCCAUUAUUAAUAGUUUUUAGCAGUUUGAGGAUGCCUCAAGUGUUAAAACAGAUUGAUUUGUUUUAAUAUUCUGUCAUCCUUGAACAUGUUAGAUUUUGCUUCAUAUUGAUACAAGAGUUUAAUGGACUGUUAAAUGCUGCUCUUGUGUCUUAACGAAAUAACAAAGUUAUUUGUUUUACCUCCAGGGGAAAAACUUAGCUCCGCAUGUAUUUUUUUCCAUGUUCAUUUUAUUUUGUGUUUUGUAAAAAUWCAAACGUGACAAGGGUUUUCAGUCAUCUUAUUGUUGGUUACUUGUUAGCAUUAGUUUCUAUAUUUCUGCUCAACUUUGACAAGACAUCACACAGUAAAAGAUGAAGCUGUUGUGCUCAAACCAGAAACUUUACAGCGUUAGAUUGAUGGAGUCCUCAGUAUAUCACUCAACCUGAACUCCAAACCAAUCAGGAGGCUGAAGAAAACUAGGUUAAUGUAGCUCUUAGGAGACUUCCCACAGAUCUUAAAGUAAAGAUGAAGUAAGGAGACGUCUUAUUAGAGAUGUAAUUCUUAUUAAUAUUCAAGCUACCCUGAAUCUUCACAGCCUGCUUUGAUUUGAUAUGUAUCACACAGAUAGCAAACAGAACAUUCUUUUAUUUCGCGGUCUGUAAACCUUUAGUCCUGACAGAAGUCAGCAGCAGCGACAUUUACUUUUGUCUAGGUCUGAUUGUUAUUGUCAUCUGUAUGUUUUUCUCCACCAAGCAUCUUGUUUGUCAUGCUAUGUGGUUWCUAGCAAUAAUGCUGUGGUACUCAAUGUAAAUGAAGAGUUUGGUUUGGGGGAGCAUGAAGCACUGAUUGCUGCACAGACACGAUGCUGUAUGCAAAAAUGAAAUAAAGAGGAGGACUGCUGAGUGUGA